AUGUUGUUUAUGGUUGUGUGGUACAUAGGUGAAGGCAAACAGUGCAAAACAUUCUCCCUCCCCAGUCCAUUAAACUCACAUCACAAUGGGAAAUAUGUCAGUACUGAGUCUACACCUUCUGAAUCUGCUGACACUGGAUUCAGCCCUGAAGAAUGGGCCAGAAUGCUGAAGGCUCUGGACUGGCCAACUCCAGAUCAGCCCAUCACAGACAUAGCCAUGACCACAUGCCCAGCUUGCUCCACAUUCUCCAUCCUGGGACAGAAAGAGAAGUACAGAGUGGGAGAUGAAUUGUAUGUCCAUAUAGUAGCAAAAGACCAUAAUAAUACCGCAAAACGAUAUGGAGGUGACUUUUUUCUGACAAAGCUUUAUUCAUCUGAGCUGAAGGCCAGCGUGGUUGGGGAAGUUUUGGAUCAUAGGAAUGGGUCCUACUCUGCACGUUUUCUUCUCCCAUGGGAGGGUGAGGCCCAAGUGGCUGUACGUCUGGUCCACUCCAGUGAAGUGGUCCAGAUCCUAAAAAAGUGUCUGAAUUCUAACUCGAUGCGCCGCUUCUAUUAUGGUUAUUUUGAAGCUCCUGGCCCUAAUGGGAAAAGAAUAAAAGAGACUGUGACCUGUAAUGUGAAGUGGGGACAAGCUGAUAACUCAAGUACAGGAACCUGCAUUUAUCGGGACCCACGGACAGGGGAUGAGUGGCAGUGUAAGAAACCCAAAAAGCUGUCCUGUGAUGCGUGGGUAUACCAUAGGGGUGGAGGAUACAGGAAUCCCCUGACUACAUUUGAAAAGAAACUCUUCAACGGGGCUCUGACAAACAAAGGCAUUAAAGGGGAUAAUCGUAUCUUGAAUGUUCUUCCCUCCAAUGUGAGAAUUGGUGCAACAGAGAAAUGCAAACCUGGAAUGCCAACACCAGUUCCUGCAGGAUUCUAUUUGGAAGACGUCUGGACAUCUCGUGUGUGUAACAUUCAUCACUUCAAGUCUGCGGACAUGGAGAAGUGUUUGAAAAACAAACUAAUCUAUAUGAUGGGAGAUUCUACUACGAGGCAGUGGUUUGAAUUCUUUGAAACUAUAAUUCCAUCCCUUAAAAGAGUGAACAUACACACUGACAAGAAGCUUGGUCCUCUUAUGGCAAUUCAUAUGAAAAACAAUAUUGUUCUGAACUGGAGAGCUCAUGGUCUCCCGCUGAGUUUCGCUAAAAUGGCAGUGGCUGAUCUGCACUACAUAAGCAAUGAGAUUGAUGGCAUGGCUGGCGGGCGAGACACAAUCAUUGUUUUCGAUAUCUUUGCGCACGUCGUGUUUCACCCACUGACCUUUUACGCUCACCGAGUGUCAAGAAUACGCCAGUCUGUUAUAGCACUGCUCAAGCGGGCACCAGAGACAAAAGUGAUUAUUAAAUCUGGCAACACAAGGGAGACAAAGGAUGUAAUUGCAAAUGACUGGUACUACAUGCAACAGAACAUAAUUAUGAAAGAAGCAUUCAGAGACCUACCCGUGAUCUAUAUGGAUAUUUUUCAGAUGACUUCCUGCCACUAUGCCAAGGAAGAUGUCCAUCCAGCACCUGUUAUUGUUGCUAAUGCAAUUGAUAUCUUUCUUUCAUUUGUCUGCCCUGUUUGA
Messenger RNA from Chanos chanos (milkfish), 1605 nucleotides. Its product is annotated as NXPE family member 3-like. Bases 1 to 1605 code for a protein of 534 amino acids. Lineage: Eukaryota; Metazoa; Chordata; Actinopteri; Gonorynchiformes; Chanidae. The record is from RefSeq and is a predicted model, not a curated record. The transcript is spliced from 7 exons.